Messenger RNA from Striga hermonthica, 819 nucleotides. NCBI's taxonomy places the organism in Eukaryota, Viridiplantae, Streptophyta, Magnoliopsida, Lamiales, Orobanchaceae. The record is from the annotation of a GenBank genome assembly.
AUGCGCGAGUGGAAGAUCCUCCAGUCGAGCCUUCCUGAAUCCAUCCACGUGCACACCUAUGAGACUCGGAUCGACCUCCUUCGCGCGGUCAUUAUCGGACCCCAAGGGACACCUUACCACGACGGGCUCUUCUUCUUCGACAUCAGCCUCCCGGCCCACUACCCGGUGGGCCCGCCCUCCGUCUACUACCGGUCCCAUGGCUACCGCCUAAAUCCGAACCUCUACGCCGACGGAACAGUCUGCCUCAGCCUCAUCAACACAUGGCUCGGAAAUGCGGCCGAGAGGUGGACCCACGGGUCGACCCUGCUCCAGCUGCUCGUGUCCAUACAGGGCCUCGUGCUGAAUGAGAGGCCCUUUUUCAACGAGCCCUUGUUCGAGCCACGUAAGAACAGCCGAUCCUCCUGCUGGGUGAAGAUCUCCAACAGUUACAACGAGACGACUUUUGUCCUGUCCUGCAAGACGAUGGCCCAAGUAGCCAGGAACCCGCCUCAGAAAUUCGAGGAGUUUGUCGAUCGGCACUUUCGGGCCAGGGCAGAGACGAUACUGGCAGCAAUCGGGGACUACGUGGAGGGACGGGCGAUGGUGGGCUAUUUGGAGGGGGACGAGGGAAGGAAUUUUAGGGUUUCUAGGAAGUUCAAGAAUGAUUUGGGGAGGGUUAGAGGUGAGCUGGAGGUUGCAUUUUCGCGGUACCUUCCAUCUGGUUGGGUGCAUUGCAACCGGGCCGUGGAUGUUGAGAAGCCCAAAGAAAAUGCGAAGAAGAAAGGUAAAAAUGGGCUAUGGCAAAAGCUUGUUGGGUUUGUGGAGAAGAUUUGGGAUUGA